CCCACUUUCACAUUCCAUAUUUUUCUUCUUCAACUCACCACUAUUACUAUACACACUCUCUUGGUUUCUCUCUUAUUCCACUAUGGUGCACCACCACCAUUACCAUGAAUAUAUGCAACAAAAAAUGAGAAGAAACACUUCAAAUCAACAACAACAAAAUAAACGACACAAAUUUUUCAUAAACGACAACAUUGACAUUCUACGAGAAAUCCUUAAACGACUCGACGGUCCUUCACUCGGUGUAGCAUCCUGUGUAUGUCGUUUAUGGUGCAACCUCACAAACAACGAUGAUUCUAUUUGGGAACAUCUCUGCUUCCGCCACGUGUUAACUCCACCUCCAGCGACGGUGAGACCAGUUGUGGUGGCGCUUGGUGGUUACAAGAGACUUUAUAUGGUAUGUGUUAGGCCGGUGUUGAGUCGACUCAGUGAGUCGGAACGAGUUAUGAAACGAGUUUGGACUCGGCAUGAGGUUCAGCUUUCGUUGUCUUUGUUUUGUAUUGAUAGUUACGAGAGACUUGCUGGUGGUGGUGGAAUGAUUGCCAGUGAUGCGUCUCCAUCGUCCCUCAUGUUCCUCUGUAACCCCAUCAACGUCUGAUUAAUUUAUUCUUUUUUAUUUUUUUUUAUUUAAUAUUAUUAUUAGUAUUAUUCACCUUUUGCAUUUUAUUAAUUAUUAAUUAAUACAUAAUC
This is a messenger RNA of Trifolium pratense (red clover), 687 nucleotides long. Its product is annotated as F-box protein SNE-like. Gene Ontology annotation, biological process: gibberellic acid mediated signaling pathway; regulation of gibberellic acid mediated signaling pathway. The record is from RefSeq and is a predicted model, not a curated record. Lineage: Eukaryota; Viridiplantae; Streptophyta; Magnoliopsida; Fabales; Fabaceae. Gene Ontology annotation, molecular function: protein binding. The transcript has a single exon. The coding region runs from base 83 to 595 and encodes 170 amino acids. Gene Ontology annotation, cellular component: SCF ubiquitin ligase complex.